Molecule: messenger RNA, 3135 nt
Organism: Lachancea meyersii CBS 8951
Lineage: Eukaryota; Fungi; Ascomycota; Saccharomycetes; Saccharomycetales; Saccharomycetaceae
Source: the annotation of a GenBank genome assembly
AUGUCCUCUGAAAAGGACUUGGAUCCUGGUUUUGAAGAUGAGGAAGACUACUAUGGGAACCUAGACCAACUGCGAAACCUGAUCGAUGCUCCAAAUGGUGAGGAACAAGUGGUUGAGUAUUCAGAUCAGGAAUCCCGUAACGAUCACGAAAUGAUUGACGACGAGCUGGCAAACGAAGAAGACUUACAAACUCCUGAAGAUUCGGAGGGCGACGAACAACAGCGGUAUGAGGAAGAGAAUCUACUGGCAGAGUUCUCCGAUUACGGAGAGUACUCAGAUGACGAGUACGACGAACAGGACUUCAUGGACGCCAUCAGGGAAGCAAACAACUUCAAAGUCAAGCGAAAAAACAAAUCUAAACGUAAAACUAAUAACGCAGCUCAGGGAAGACCGCGUAGAGAUAGAAGUCUGGACCCUGAAGUGGCCCAGUUACUAUCUGAAGCCAAUGAAGCCUUUGUGCGAAAUGAUACUCAAGUUGCCGAGCAAUUGUACAACCAAGUUAUUAGAAAAGAUGCUAAAAACUUUGCCGCCUACAAGACAUUAGGUGACAUUUAUCAAAUACAGGGCCGAUUCAACGAUUGCUGUAAUUCAUGGUUUUUAGCAGCUCAUUUGAACCCUUCAGACUGGGGUUUUUGGAAGGUUGUUGCUACUCUAUCUUCAGACUUGGGCCACGUUCGCCAAGCAAUCUAUUGUUACACAAGAGCACUGCGAAUGAACAAUGAGGAAUGGGACUGUGUGUAUGGAAGAGCUAUGCUUUACAAAAGCACCGGACAGUUGGGUAGAGCUCUGGAAGGGUUCCAAAGACUCUACAAUCACUCUCCAACAGACGGAAACCUCCUAAGGGAAUUGGCAGUCCUUUACGUCGACUACAAUCGGAUUAAUGAAGCAAUCAAUUUAUACAUAAAGGUGUUCGACGCAAACGUGGAAAAGCGGAAGGCCAUAAUUUCAGCUGCAGAGGAUGCAGUGGAGUCAUCGGAAGAAAGUAGCGGCGAGUUCAAUGACGACUCAAGACCUGAGAUCGACGAAGACAGCGAGGAUUUCAAAAAAUAUCCUAACAUAAAGUGGCGCAGGAUUAAUAAGAAGUACCGCUGCAUAGAUUUCGACUGGUCUUCACUGAACAUUUUAGCAGAGUUGUUUCUGAAGCAAUCGGGCGAAAACGCGGGUAUAAAAAUCAUCAAGCGAUGCGCAAGAUGGAUUCAAAGGAGAGAAAAUCAAACUUUUUGGGACAGUGUCAGUGACGACUCAGAAUUUGACGAGAGAAGAUUUAAAAACAGCAGGUACGAAUCAUUACCUCAAGCUGAAAAAGAGAAGCCUUUUGUUCUUCCGAUCGAUAUUAGAGUACGAUUGGGUCUUCUAAGGCUCAGUGGCAAACAUGUCUUGGAAGCAGUGAAUCAUUUUCAGGCCCUCUACGAUGAAAGCUUUGUGGAUAUCACGGAUCUGUACUUUGAGGUGGCCUGCGCUUUGACCAAAGCCGAGAAAUAUCCCGAAGCAAUAGAAUUUUUUACCCCCUUGCUGCAGAUCAGCGACUUCUGUACCGUGGAUGUUUAUAAUCCUCUCAGUAGGUGCUACAAGGAAGUUGAGGACUAUCGGAAUGCCAAAAUUAUGUUUGAAAAGCUGGUUGAGCUGAACCCAGAUGACCUCGAAACUAAGCUGACGCUGGCUGAAAUCCACUACCAUCUAGAUGACCAGGACACAUUUAAUGCACUUUUGUUGGAGGUAUUAGAGGCUAGGAAACAGCAGGACGCGGAUGCCCAAAAAAUUUUGUCUUCGGUAGACAAUGAGUCGCUUCAAGAUUCGGUUGAUGCGGUAGCUGCUGAUUUCGGGAAACCUCUCUUAGAAGACACUCAUAUGAAAAAGCCAGCAGUAAAGAAGAAGCGCACACCACAAGAUACAGAGCGUGAGAGGAGAGACCGCGAGAAACGAAUUACCACUAAAGUUCUGGAUAAAUACAACAAACUGAAAAUUUAUCAAGAAGGUAUGGAAAAGGGAAACGAAUAUCAAACCACACUGUGGAUAGACACUGCGUCGGAUCUGAUCGAUGUCUUUUCGAGCGUAAAGAACUUUUUUGUCAAGAGUCGUUCCAAGAAAUUUGUGGGGAUCAUUAAGAGGACUCGCAAGUACAAUAAAGUAAUAGAUUACAAGAUCAAACGUCUAUCGAAGCUUUCGGAGGGGGACAAUCUGCUGGACGGCUUACCACUGCUAGAGGAGCGUGUUUUCUUGACGUCCUCGACGGAGCUUAGAGGUCUGACAUAUCAACAAUGGUUUGAGCUCUUCAUGAAGUUGUCGCUCGUCAUUUCCAAAUUGCAAAGUGCCGCAGACGGCUUAAGUAUCAUUGAAACCGCACAAGAGGUCAAUGUAUUCAUUCAAGAUAAUGCGAGAGCAAAAAUGAUGAAGUUCAUCAAGUUGGCCAUUGUACUACAGAUGGGAGACGAGGAGGAGCUUGUAGAAAGCUUACGUGGAGUUUUGAACCAGUUCCAAUUCAACAGAAAAGUGUUGCAGAACUUCAUGUUUUCUCUGGCACAAGGACAAAUGGCAUCCAACAUCCUGAGCUCGACGGUACAGCAGAAAUUCUUUUUGCGCCAGUUGAAAGCGUUUGACAGUAUACGGUACGACCAGCAUGUUGCGGGUCAGGCUUCAGUCACGAACAAGAAGGUUGUUAAUCCGGACAGACGCAAAUCUCCAUAUCUGCACUACAUCUACGCCAUGCUUCUUUAUUCAAGCAAAGGAUUUUUGUUGGCCCUGCAGUAUCUCAAUAGGCUACAGCCUGAGCUUCAGCUGGAUCCGAUGGUCAAUCUUAUGAUGGGGCUGGCCCAUUUGCAUCGCUCUAUGCAGAGACUGACAGCUUCAAGACAUAUUCAAAUCCUGCAUGGGCUGCAAUUUUUAUACCAAUAUCAUGAAAUUCGGUCUACCAAAUAUUCCGUGAUCGAGAGACAAGAAGCAGACUACAACAUCGGUCGCGCGUUUCACCUACUGGGCUUAUUUUCCAUUGCAGUGAGAUACUACAAUCAGGUUUUGGACGAUUACGACGAUAUUAAACUAAAGCGUCACGCAGCUUAUAACUGCAUUCUGAUCUAUAAUGAAAGUGGGAAUUCAGAAUUGGCCAACAGCUUAAUGGAACAAUAUCUAUCGAUUUAA